ACAACUGCUUCAACUACAACUACAGCAGCUACAACUACAACAACAGCUGCUCCAACCAAACCAAAGGCUACUCCAACAACACCAACUACUCUUGUGACGACUACGACUACAACAACUCAAGCUCCUCCUCCAGUGUUUGUUGUUGCAGCAACUGUGGUUGAACCAUUUGUUGAAGAGCUAAAUGACAGAAGUAGUGUGCAGUUCAAAGCUCUUGAAGUAAAAGUGAUAGCAGUGUAUGAUAUCAUCUACAGCGCAAGAUAUGGAAUUCUCUUCAUCCGGAGUUUUAUCAUUUCCUUCAAACCAGCCUUCACCAGAUUUCGAAUGAAUGGUACUCAAGCAGAGGUUGGCGUAGAGUUCAAUAAAACCACACCAGCUGAGACAAUCCCAAAGGCUGAAGAUGUUCAAGCAACACUGAAGGAGGCUGUGAAUAACCCCAACAUCACUUUGAAUGUCACAUUCGACGUGAAUUCCAUUCAAAUAAUAAGUGUACCUGCAACUUCAGCCCCAGUAGUUUUGCAAAAUACAACAACUACAACUAAUGGAACUACUGCAAACAUCACUACCGGAGUGGCAACAACAACACCUGGAACGUCAACUGCCAGCAAUGCAACAACUACAACUAAUGAAACUGCUGCAAACAUCACUACCGGAGUAGCAAUAACAAAACCUGGAAUGUCAACUGCCAGCAAUGCAACAACUACAAUUAAUGGAACUACUGCAAACAUCACUACCGGAGUGGCAACAACAAAGCCUGGAACGUCAACUGCCAGCAAAGCAACAACUGCAGCAGUUACAACCAUUACAACAAAAACCACAACUGUGGUGCAAACAGUAAGGCAGCUGACCUUUAGGUCUCCCGGAGAGACCUUUACAGCUGAUUUACUCGACUCGACCUCAACAGCAUUUAAAAACCGAGCUGCACUUUUAAAGUCAACUCUUGAACCAUACUACAAGCAAUCAUUUUCUUCAUUCAGUGAUCUAACAGUGAAGUCUUUCAGAAGCGGCUCAAUCAUCAAUGAAAUGGAGCUUCGAUUUGUAUCUGCAUCUGCUCCUACUGGCUCCGAAAUUGCACAAGUUUUGGUCAAGGCGGCUUCAAACAUCACUGCCUUCACCAUUGAUGCUGCUAGUAUUUUCGUCGAUGGCACACAAGUGUCAAGUGGAGUAAGCCACAAGAUCAGUCUCAUCAUGGCUUUCUGCAUGGUCCUGUUGUCAUGGAUGCUGUCAAGCCAACACUAACAUCUCUGCUAAUUUCUAGUGGAUGAUCUGCUUAAACAUUAUUCUAAGUGGAAACCACCCAAGACAUCAUGAGAGGGCAUUUUGUUUAAGAGAUAUAAUUAGUCAACAUUUUCCAAGCAUGUUUCAGCAAAUCAUCAGUCAAAAACUUAAAUACUGGUAAAACCACAUUUAUUAUUUGUACUACUUGUGAGGAUGUUAGUAGGAUAUUGUUACUUUGGCAGCAAAAUCCUGGAUCCAGUCUAUGAAGAAAACAACUUGUGUACUUCCUGCGUCUAUUGAGAGAGUUAUUUAUGUUGUCUAAAGAAGUGAUGUAGGAUUUAAAACUUUUUCUCUCAAAGUAACUGCACUUUAUUCUUAUAGAAAGUUUAAUUAUUGUGUUCAUUAUUUAUAUACUGUAUAUAUAUUUGAAAUACUAAUGAAGGAAUUGCCUGAAUGACUGAUGAGUGGGUGACACAAUUUAUGCCAGAAUCCUCUAUAAAUGAAUGUUGUGGGAUAAAAGAAAUGUAGAACGUCUGAAACCUUUGUGAUUAUUUAGUUUUUCUUUUCAAUAUAAACAUAUCAAUGAGAUCGAUUGUUUCUGUAUUCAGUAUGCUCUUAAGUGUUAUGCAAGCUUAUUUCCGUGUAAAUAAUGAAGAAAUUUAAUUAUAUACAAUAUGAACAUUAAAUUACAUUCAUAUGAGAUUAUUGCAAUAUUUAUCUUUAGGGUGAAAGAUGUGUUAAAUGGCAUAAAAUGCAAUGUAGCUGUUUCCAAUAAAGAAAUUAAUAUGUAAAA
Molecule: messenger RNA, 2008 nt
Organism: Xiphophorus maculatus (southern platyfish)
Lineage: Eukaryota; Metazoa; Chordata; Actinopteri; Cyprinodontiformes; Poeciliidae
Product: mucin-5AC-like
Exons: 7
Source: RefSeq, a predicted model, not a curated record